GGCACCAGCAAGUAGUGACCUCGGUGUACCACAAGCAGAACUCUGUAUCACAUUUUUCAAGUUUCCGCAUCUAGUGGAAUUUCACAGACUUGUGCAACUGAUUAUUUGAUGUUUCAGAAGUGUCGAGCAUGUGGUGGAGUACCCCACAGCCUUUAAAUAUUGAUUUAUCGAGAAAGAAGUAAAUAAUCAAUUGAAAUUUCAAUAUUCUUCAUUCAAUUACAUUUUCGAGCAACUGCAGAGGUCUUCUAGCACUCAUCAAAGAUGUCUGUGGUGUCGGCGCGCUCUACCAGCCUCUCGUCGAUCCUCACCUCCUCUGGUCAUCGUGCGAAGCAGCGCCAGAAGUGGGCCAAGGUCGUCUUCGUGCCCCCCAAGAACCUCAAGAAGAUCCUCUUGAAUUACGAGACUGGAGCCGACAGGAAGAGUUACGAUGGACUCAUUUGCAUGGUCAGAGAUGCGGAAAUUACUGAUGACCAGCUGAUUGAUUUUCUCAACGAGAUUCGUCAGUGCAUAUCCUUCCUGGGAGCCAAUCACAAGCUCCUGGUGGAAGUUGUUCUCACUAUCUCGUGGACCCGGAGGUGCGAGGAGGCGGCCGAAGCUUACAAAGCUUUUCUGGAGGACCUCGUGUGCGUUCAUAUUUAUCACUGCAAAGUUGUUAUUGAGAAGCUGGUGAACGAGUUCAAACCUAUGGAGACUCCCGUUGGUCGUUUGCCCCCAGAACCCUGGGUGGACAGUGUUCCCACCCCAGAGGACCUCACUCGCCUCACACACGUCCACGACGUGAUCUCCAAGGUCUUGAGAAUAGUUCCCAUGUCCUCGAAUCUUCUCCUACAAUCCCUCACGACAAAAUUCCCCUUCUUCAAGGCCCCGACCCACAACCACGAGGUCUACAUCCACUCCCUCCUCCAGAUAAUAUCCUAUGCCCCGGAGUUGAGAGGGGACAUUCUCUCUCUGGUCAUCAACAGACUCCUCAUCAUCGACGUUAACGCCCCACGUUCAGAGAUCGAGGAGUUCAACGAUCAGGACGAGGACGAUGAGGUCUUCAAGAUAGACGAGACAGACGGUCAUCAGAAAACACCAGAAGAAAGGGUCCACCCCAUUGGGCACACCCUCGAUAUCUGCAUGUGGAUGACUCUGAGAUUCGUGAAGAACACCUGCUACACAUCUGGCGGUGUUCUCGAUCCUGAAGCGGUGAAGGGACUCUACUUUCAUCUGCUGGACGUCUUCGAGAAGAACAUUAUGCCGACUUAUGCCAGCCAUCAUGUCCAGUUCAUCUACUUCUACAUGUGCAGCUUCAAAGGGUCCAUUGUUGAAGCCUUUGUCAACUGGCUCUGGGGGAGGGUCAGCAAUCCCAAUGUUGCCCCGGUACUGAGACAGUCUGCUGUCUGCUAUCUGGCGAGUUUGGUGGCUAGAGGGAGCUUCGUACCCAUCAGCCUCAUCACGCGGGUCAUUCAGGAGAUGUCCACAUGGAUCCACAGCUACAUAGCAACUCAAGACAGUCUGGAAUGCGCCAACAGCGACGUUAGAAUUCACACUGUUUUCUACUCCAUCUGCCAAGCGUUGUUCUAUGUCAUUGCAUUCAGGCACAAGGAUCUCGUAGACGUUAAAAAGAAUUUGCUCUUCCUUCAAAGUCUGAAUCUCACAAAAAUGGUGACAUGCAAGCUGAAUCCUCUCAGAAUGUGUGUUCCUGUGGUCGUUCAACAUUUUGCAGCUGUCACGAGGACCUAUCAACUUGCUUAUUGCUACACAGUGAUGGAGCACAACGCCAGGACAAAUCUGCCAGUGAUAGAGACCUCUAAUCGUCUCACUUCCUGGCUGGACACGUUUUUUCCUUUUGAUCCGUACAUUCUUCCCAAAAGCUCCUCCAUGAUCAGUCCAAUUUACCUGCAGUAUCGGGGUACUGUGAAUCUAGAACCCGAAGAGGAGAAGCAGGAGACACAGGAGGAGGAGGAGGAGAACGAUGACGAUGAUUUUAUGGAUGUCUCGUUUCCUCAUAGUGAUGCCAAGAAUCAUCUUGACAAAUUUUCAUACAGCACUUCCCCGGGAUUCAUUCACACCUGAGGAGAUAGAGACCAGGAGGCCAUUGGUGCAGAAUUGAAAUAUACCUGAGGAGAUAGAGACUCGGAAGCAAGUGGCGAUGUCUUGAUGGACUUAAUCAUUAGAAUUCGUUUUGUUCAAUAAUUCUAGGUCUUGAAGAGAUCGACAAAUUGAAAUUGUGUAUUUGGAUGUCUGGAUUUUGCUGAUAAUUCAUCGCGAUGAGUUCCUGGGGCGAUUUAACAAAGGGGUGACCCUGGGUAUCAACGAACCCUUCGGAGAAGUGAAAUCUUCAUCUGGAUGAGGUAUUCAACGCGAAUUGUGGCGGCUGCCGAGAGGAAUUGGUUUGAAGAUUCUGGAAUAUCGUGAAUUAUCUUCCACUAGAUGGCUAUACUGAUGAAUAUUGGUCUAAUGGUUAUUUCUCAUACUUGCGAGUGCAAUUAUAAAGACUAUUGCAUAUUUAUUACUGAUACAUAACUGUAGAAAAAUAAUUAUCUAUCAUAAUAAACGAUUUAUGUUCAUUAACGCAAA
Messenger RNA from Diachasmimorpha longicaudata, 2562 nucleotides. RefSeq names its product RNA polymerase I-specific transcription initiation factor RRN3 (gene Tif-IA). The coding region runs from base 262 to 2058 and encodes 598 amino acids. Gene Ontology annotation, cellular component: nucleus. Gene Ontology annotation, biological process: transcription initiation at RNA polymerase I promoter. Lineage: Eukaryota; Metazoa; Arthropoda; Insecta; Hymenoptera; Braconidae. The transcript is spliced from 2 exons. Gene Ontology annotation, molecular function: RNA polymerase I core binding; RNA polymerase I general transcription initiation factor activity. The record is from RefSeq and is a predicted model, not a curated record.